Molecule: messenger RNA, 1403 nt
Organism: Carassius carassius (crucian carp)
Lineage: Eukaryota; Metazoa; Chordata; Actinopteri; Cypriniformes; Cyprinidae
Exons: 4
Coding region: 331-1062 (243 amino acids)
Source: RefSeq, a predicted model, not a curated record
CAUUUACACUCUCUCUCUCGCUCUCAUGUCAUGAUGUAGCAUGCUACGGUUUAAAAUAUUUUUGGUAUAUAAUUAGCCAUCUACUGUUCACUUAGUUUUUUCAAAAUCUAAGAAUAUAAAUUCUAUACUGUGCAGUAUUCACCAAUCAUUAGACUAAUAUUUCAUUAUGAACAAGGUUUAUUGCAUUGACCAAAUGUUUUGUUUAUGUGGUAAUGCAUUAUAGGACACAGUGAGGCAACAAGUCCUAGUAGACUACUUUCCAGGGUGACUUAUGCUCUGGAACACCCUCCUCUGGACAUUGAAUACUUGCAAUUUAUUUGCCGUCAAGAAAUGACUUUGAUUACUGCCAUGUCAGCAAACAUUGGAAUUUCACAUGACUUGGUAAGAGGUUUAAUGGACUUGGAUUCACUUAUUCAGCAGCACAAGGAAGGUCAGCAGGUGGCAACUUUAGUGGAGAUUGAAAGAUCACAAGGAUGUGGACGUCCUAGAAUCCAUUUAUCAAGAGAAAGACUAAUCCACUUUCUGAAGCUUGGUUUACCCCAGGAAACCAUCAGUAAAAUUUUAGGUGUCUCUCGUACAACUAUCUAUCGUUUGAUGAGAGAAUGUGAUUUGUCAGUCACUUCCCUCUACAGCAGCUGCACAGAUGAAGAACUGGAUUCAUUGGUGUCUGAAAUCAAAAGCACAAUGCCAAACAUAGGGUACAGGGUUGUCAGAAGAGCGCUCAUUGCCAAAGGACAUAGAGUACAGUGGGACAGAAUUUGUGCAUCUAUGCAUCGUGUUGAUGGUCUCGGUGUUCUCUCACGGAUGUCCCAGCUUGGUUGUGUUGCUCGGCGAACCUAUUCUGUACCAUACCCCAAGUAUCUUGUACAUAUAGAUACAAACCAUAAGCUCAUAAGAUACAGCAUGGUUAUCUUUGGGGGUGUGGAUGGAUAUUCAAGAAAGAUCAUGUAUUUACGCAUUGCAGACAACAACCGCUCUGAAACAACUCUUAGAUUUUUCAAAGAGGCAGUAGAGGAGUUUGGUUUUCCCUUAAGGAUUGAACGCCUCUGGCGAGAUGUUUGAAUGUGUGUCACCACUGUGUACUGCAACAUUUUACAUCAUCUUGAGGAUUGUGGCCUUCUUGAUCUAAGCAGCUUCACCCACCUCUUCUGCUGUCAUUAUGUUUUUUUACCUCGCAUACAAGCCAGCCUUGAUGCUUUCAGGGAUGCAUGGGAUAACCAUUCCAUGAGGACAGAGAGCAACCUAACCUCAAAUCAGCUAUGGGAGACUGGCCAGUAUCAGAAUCCAAUAAGUAACCCUGAGGUAAUUAUUUCCUCUUACAGUACAUUCUUGGUUUUGAUUUCUUAAUCUUUUGAAACCCUACAAUUGUGUCUGUUACUGAUUUCUUGUGGUAGAAAUGUUUU